Harmonia axyridis is the source of this 998-nucleotide messenger RNA. RefSeq names its product gamma-aminobutyric acid receptor-associated protein. The record is from RefSeq and is a predicted model, not a curated record. Gene Ontology annotation, biological process: autophagosome assembly; autophagy of mitochondrion; cellular response to nitrogen starvation. The coding region runs from base 129 to 488 and encodes 119 amino acids. Lineage: Eukaryota; Metazoa; Arthropoda; Insecta; Coleoptera; Coccinellidae. The transcript is spliced from 3 exons. Gene Ontology annotation, molecular function: ubiquitin protein ligase binding; GABA receptor binding. Gene Ontology annotation, cellular component: autophagosome membrane; cytosol; autophagosome.
UGUUAGUCGUUCACGCACAAUCGAUUGUUUUCCACCCGAAACAGAUUGAAGAAAGAAAAACAGAUUGAAAGUGUUCACACGAAACUUUGUUAGCUAUAUCAACGUAAAAUUUUCGGUGCUACAAUAAAAUGAAGUUCCAAUACAAAGAAGAACAUCCUUUUGAGAAGAGGAAAGCCGAAGGCGAAAAGAUUAGAAGAAAAUACCCAGACAGGGUUCCUGUGAUUGUGGAAAAAGCCCCUAAAGCCAGAAUAGGUGAUCUCGAUAAAAAGAAGUACUUGGUACCAUCCGAUCUUACUGUUGGUCAAUUCUAUUUCUUAAUCAGAAAAAGAAUUCACCUGAGGGCGGAAGAUGCUUUAUUUUUCUUUGUAAAUAAUGUAAUCCCACCAACUUCAGCUACUAUGGGCUCCCUCUAUCAGGAACAUCAUGAGGAGGAUUUCUUCUUAUACAUCGCCUAUUCAGAUGAGAAUGUCUACGGAUCAGACUACUAAAAAUAUUAUCACAGCUAAAUGUAAUAUUCUAUUGAUAAACACAAUAACAAUAUAGUUAACUUGAGGCAAAUCAAUAGUAUUUUAAUAUAAUUUUUGAACUUGAGGUAUGAGGUGUACAAAUGGUAUUGUCGACUUUUCUUAUUUUUGAGGGACUUGAAAAUGAUCGAUGAUUUUGUGUAUAUUUUAUGUAUAAUCUUAUAGUUUGAUCUGAUAUUGUUUAGUGUUUAGCUAGAUUUACAUUUUGAAAUCUUUCGGUAAUUCAAUGCACAUAUUUGUUCCCACUAGCAUUUAUAAUGAAUGUCCAAAAUAAAAUACGGAGAUGCUUCUAUGUACUUUGGAAUUGAUUUCACCAUGCAUUGAGAGCAAAUGGAUAGUUUUAUGGUUAAUUUUAGGUAUUCAUUCCCAUUUCAAAUCAUCUACAUUCAUCGUGAAAAGAAUACUUAGUUGAUAGGUAAAUCAUGAAUAUUGUGAUCUUUUCUUAAAAUUAAAUAAAAAUAUAGAAAAACUGGA